AUGCAGAGAUGGAACGCCCAUGGAUCUAUCGAGACGGGUGACCGGUUGAUGCAUGAAUUGGUUCAUCAACAAGCUCUCGAGAUGCCACAGAAGCCCGCGUUAGAUUCGUGGGAUGGCAUUGUGACAUACUCUCAGCUGGACGCUCUCUCGUCCAAGUUGGCGUCCUAUCUCAACCAUCACGGCGUCGGACCACAUAUUUUCGUUCCGGUCUGCUUCCAAAAGUCCAUUUGGGCCAUCAUUGCCAUGCUCGCAAUCAAUAAAUGCGGAGCGGCAUUUGUACCUGUUGAUCCCAGUGUACCGGCAGAGCGCCUCUCGAGUAUCGUACGCCAGACGAAGGCGCAUGUAGCGCUAGCUUGCGAUGAACAGUUUGGCUCCCUGCACGAUACGGGUAUACCGGUUAUUGCAAUAGGGGAGAAUCAUCAGGAUGAGUGGGCCGACGGACCGGGAUCGAGCUUUGGAUACCCAGGUCGUACCUCACCGGCGUAUUGCUUGUUCACAUCGGGCAGUACGGGUGAGCCCAAGGGCUGCGUUGUGGGACAUGCUGCUUUUGCCUCCAUCGCCAGUCACUGUACCUCUCUAUACUUACAGUCAGAUAGCCGGGUUCUGCAGUUUGCCUCCCUUGGAUUUGGCAUGGCUUUGAUCGAAGUCUUCUGCACCCUCAGCUGUGGCGCGACUCUGUGUAUUCCGUCGAGUGCAAGCCGCAUGAAUUCGUUUUCACAGGUCAUCAACGACAUGGGGGGUGGACUGGGUGAGCCUGUUCAGGAAAGCCACAUAGCCGAUUGGGGGCGUCUUGCUCGACUCAUCCAGAUAUACGGACUGACGGAAUGCUCGGGGAUCUUUGCAGUCUCAGAUCCCAUCUUUUCCUCCGAUUCUGAGCAAACAGUCGGAUACCCAGUUAGUGGAGGAUGCUGGAUUGUAGACCCUCAUGACCACAGACAGCUGCGAGGAAUAGGAGCAGUGGGGGAGUUGCUCAUCGACACCCCCAAUCUGGCCCAAGGCUAUCUUGACGCUGCGCAACAAACAGCGCUAUCAUUUGUAUUUCCGCCCUCCUGGAUGGAUCAACAUGUGCCGACUCGUCAAAACCGACCAGCCGUCCUUUACAAGACCGGUGACCUGGCUCGUUUCAAUCCCGAUGGGAGCAUCUGCCAUAUGGACCGGAAAGACCACCAGCUCAAGGUCCGCGGUCAACGGGUGGAGUCCAGCGAGCUAGAGCACCAUCUCCGUUCCCUGUUUCCGAGAGUGGCCGACGUCGUGAUAGAUGUGGUGAUUCCCACAGAGUCGAAUGCGGUUCCCUCUCUGACAGCCUUCAUCCUCACAGUCGACAGGCCUACCGGGGAUGGGCGUCUUUUCUUGGAUGCGAGCGAGACUUUCUGCGCGGGGGUUCAAUUGGCCAAGCUGAGUCUGGCCCAGCUCGUGCCAGGAUAUAUGGUUCUUUCUCUCUUCCUUCAACUGGGGACAAUGCCCAAGACCAUCCCGGGAAAAAAGGACCGGCGUCGACUACGCCAGGAAGUUGCCCAGAUGACUUGGGAUCAGCUCAAGACGCUUAACACCGUGCAAGAAUUCACCGAAAAGAGCCCUGGUGUUCUGGAGACUGAUACAGAGCGGAUCCUUGCUCAAAUUUGGACAGAUCUCCUUCACCUCGACCCGAAUCAACUGGGGCCUGAAGACGAUUUCCUGAGUUUGGGAGGUGACUCAAUCGUUGCCAUGCGGGCUGUUGCAAUGGCACGCAUCAAAGGACUAGGCUUGACAGCAUCAGACAUCUUCACGUCCUCAAAUCUACGUGGAAUGGCCCAAAGUGCCAAGGUUUUGAACGUCUUGAACCCUCGCCAACAACAGGUGUGUCUGGUGGAAGAAGACGCCCAUGCAAAUUGUCUCUCCUACCUGCGGGAUCAAACCUCAUUGCUGGAAUCCUGUUCACAGACACCGCUGAUUCUUCCAGUCAGCAAGUCUCAAAUGUUCUUCAUUGAUCGCAGUUGCUUCGACUGGUUUGCCUAUAUCCUGGAGGGUAAUUUGGACACGGAUCGCCUGCAAGCCGCGUGCAACAUGGUGGUCAAGAAACACAGUAUUUUGCGAACGUUCUUCACCCAAAGUGGCCAGCGCACUCUUCAGGUAACUCUACCAGAUAUGAAGGCACAGCUGCACUGUAUCACGACUGCUCGCCAGGUUUCCGCCGUAGCCGAGAAGCUCUGGGGCCAUGAGCCCGAGUCGCUACCAAUGGAUCUUCUCCCAUUUCGGCUGAUGCUUGUCUCGAACCCCGAGGCAGAUCAACACGCUUUGAUACUCAGGCUGUCUCACGCCCAAUACGAUGGGAUUUCUUUGUCAACCCUGACCGAGGACCUGGCCGUGGCUUACGGCAAGGGCGCUCUCCCUUUCAGUCGACAAUUUUCCGAUUAUAUUGAAUGUAUUGCCCAGCAAGAUCAUACCGCCGACUACGCAUUUUGGCGCAACUAUCUGGAAGGCUCUACUAUGACCGACCUACAGGAAUGCAGAUUCACUAACGAGGACCGAAAAGCCCAAGCGGAAGGUUCUAAAGCAGUAGACGCAAAAGCAGUUGUCACAUCUUUCGAGCCUCCAGCUGGGGUCACCAUGGCCACGUUGAUCAAGGCCGCAGGUGCAAUCGUGCUUGGCCAGUUGACCCAUAAGGAAGCGAUUGUCUUCAGUCAAACAGUCAACGGACGCAGUGGGCUUCCCCUUUCUGGAAUUGAAAGUAUUCUGGGGGCUUGUCUCAAUUUCCUCCCUAUUCGCAUCGACAUUCAACCAACAUGGGAUGCAGCCUAUUAUCUCCGGCACGUACAAGACCAACACCUUCAAACCACAAGCUACGACGACAUGGACCUUGCCGACAUCGUCGAGCACUGCACUCCUUGGAAUCCACAGACAGCACUGGGUGCCAUCUUCCACCACCAGAGUUUGGAUACAACAUUGGAGAUAUCUCUGGAUGGACUCAAGAAUCCUCAGACAUUACAACAUAUUACAGAGUCAUAUAUGCACCAGGUGAUGCGAUUAGAGGUAUGGGUGUUCUCGAUGGCUGGGAAAGAUGGUCUCGAGAUCUCCAUCCGCGCUCCAGCCCACAUCCUACAGAUUCGAGAAGCAGACGAACUGGCACACAGGAUUGCUGCGGCAGCGCAGUUACUCGCGCGAAAAUCGGACAGAGCCCUCGCCGACAUCAUGCUCGGCUAA
Messenger RNA from Penicillium olsonii, 3180 nucleotides. The record is from the annotation of a GenBank genome assembly. Lineage: Eukaryota; Fungi; Ascomycota; Eurotiomycetes; Eurotiales; Aspergillaceae.